AGCUGGGCCAGGCCCCUGGGGCGGGCGUUGGGGGUGGAGGCGGGUCCGGGCACCCUACUGCGCGCGAGUUCCUGGUGCGUCACGGGGGAGUCCCUUAAAGGGGAAGUAGCUGUGUCGCCGUCGGGCGGGCGGUCGGCGCGGCUCGAGGCUCAGUGAGUUGGUGGCCGGCAGCUUCUGUCGUUCGCUUCGUCCAUCCGUCCAUCCGCUGCUUGCUCGUUUGCUGAACCAGCGGGGAGGCCCCGCACUCGGAGAGAAUGCCCGCGGAGCCCAGGUCACCAUGCAAUGGAAGUCGCUGGUCCUGGGGCUGUUGCUGCUGCGGCUCGGUCUCCACGGCGCCCUCUGGCUCGCCUUCGGCCUGGGCCCUAGUAUGGGUUUCUAUCAGCGCUUCCCCAUCAGCUUCGGCUUGCAGAACCUGAAGGGCAUUGAGGGCCGCGCCGCCUCCUCCGCGCCGCCCUACUGGCUGGGGGCGCCGGGAGUCAGGGGCCCCCAGCCAUCCCGGAGAACACCGGCGGAGCAGUCGUCUCGGCCCGAGAAGGGCCCAGGGACCCCGGAACCGCCGGGGCCGGGCAUGUGCCCUAAAUCGUAUUGGGCGUCGCUGCUGGGAGGCUGGGCCCCGGGCGGAGGGGUCGACGAGUACGAGCGGCGCUACAGCAGCGCCUUUCCGCCCCAGCUACGGGCUCAGAUGCGCGAUUUGGCCCGGGGCAUGUUCGCUUUCGGCUAUGACAACUACAUGGCCCAUGCCUUCCCGGAGGACGAGCUCAACCCCAUCCACUGCCGGGGCCGGGGGCCGGACCGCGGGAACCCUUCAAAUGUGAACAUCAAUGAUGUUCUAGGAAACUAUUCUUUAACUCUGGUUGAUGCCUUGGAUACACUUGCAAUAAUGGGAAAUUCAUCAGAGUUCCAGAAGGCAGUGAAAUUAGUGAUCAACACAGUUUCAUUUGACAAAGACUCCACAGUCCAAGUCUUUGAGGCUACAAUCAGGGUCCUUGGAAGUCUCCUUUCUGCCCAUAGAAUAAUAACUGACUCUGAACAGCCCUUUGGUGACAUGACAAUUAAGGAUUAUGAUAAUGAACUGUUGCAUAUGGCCCGGGAUCUGGCGUUGAGAUUGCUCCCUGCCUUUGAAAAUACAAAAACUGGAAUUCCCUAUCCUCGGGUGAAUCUCAAGAGCGGUGUACCCCCUGACAGCAAUAAUGAGACUUGUACCGCUGGAGCUGGCUCCUUGCUGGUGGAGUUUGGGAUUCUUAGUCGACUGCUGGGGGAUUCAACAUUUGAGUGGGUGGCGAGGAGAGCUGUGAAGGCCCUUUGGAAUCUUCGCAGCAAUUACACUGGGCUCUUAGGGAAUGUCAUAAACAUCCAAACAGGCACCUGGGUUGGAAGGCAGAGUGGUCUUGGAGCCGGAUUAGAUUCCUUCUAUGAAUACCUCUUGAAAUCUUACAUUCUCUUUGGAGAAGAUGAUGACCUGGAGAUGUUCAAUGCUGCCUAUCGGAGUAUUCAGACCUUUUUAAGAAGAGGCCGGAGAGCUUGUAAUGAAGGUGAAGGAGACCCUCCGUUAUAUGUGAAUGUGAACAUGUUCAGUGGGCAAAUGAUGAAUACCUGGAUUGAUUCUCUGCAAGCUUUUUUCCCGGGAUUGCAGAUAUUAAUAGGGGAUGUGGAAAAUGCCAUCUGCCUUCAUGCCUUUUAUUAUGCCAUUUGGAAGCGAUUUGGUGCCCUUCCAGAACGAUACAACUGGCAGCUCCAGGUCCCCGAAACUCCCUUUUACCCUCUGAGGCCAGAGCUGGUGGAAUCCACCUAUCUCCUUUACCAGGCAACCAAGAAUCCCUUUUAUCUCCAUGUAGGAAUGGAUAUUCUUCAGAGCCUGGAAAAGCAUACAAAAGUCAAAUGUGGUUAUGCUACAUUACAUCAUGUCAUAGAGAAAUCAAAAGAGGACCGGAUGGAAAGUUUCUUCCUGAGUGAGACCUGUAAAUACUUGUAUCUGUUGUUUGAUGAAGAGAAUCCAGUGCAUCAGUCUGGAAAUGGAUACAUGUUUACUACUGAAGGACAUAUCAUAUCUGUGGACAAAUAUCUUCGGAACUCUCCUUGGAAGAAAUCCCUUUCAGAAGAAGAGGUGGGAGAACACCAAGAAGAAAAAAUGUCCAGGUCGAAACCUUUGGAGCUAAAAGUCAACACCUCAGGCCUAAAUUGCAAUCGUAUUCCUGAUGAGAGAAGGUACUCUCUGCCCCUCAAGAGCAUCUACAUGAGACAGAUUGAUCAGAUGGUCGGCCUGAUUUGAGUCAUCACUUUGCACGGGGAUCUUCAAAGGAACAAAUGCAGAAUUCUAAGUGAAGUGGAAGGACUACAACAGUCUGACUGUGAAUAUAAUGGCGGCAGAUCUGGCCCGCAACAUACUUGCUCUCUGUUCUUUGAUAUCUUCAUUAUUUUCUCUCUGGUUCAAAACACAAACAACCCAAACUGGUCUCCCUUAUUUCUUUAUUAAGAUUUGAAAUCAUCAGUGGCUGACUGGCUAUCCCUUUACUGUAGUUACUGAGCAGAGCUGAAAGGGCCCCUCUGAUUUUUACAAUAGACUGCCUGUGCAGGGAAGCGUUGAGGAGCGGCCAGCCCUCGUCAGAGGCUCUUGCUACCUCUUCACAGUAGGAUUGUGGAUAAGAUCUCUUUGCACAAGGGUUUAUGGGAAUCACUUCUUUUCUUGAGAUACUUUCUCUUGUGGGAUGGUUAGGCUGCCCGCUAGCUCAUCGGUGAGCCAUUAUCUGCCCUGAUUUUGGAUUACCUUUUUCUUAAAGAAAAGAAAAAUCUGUCUUUUGCCACCAGUGCACCACGUAACCCUAACUAAUCAUUAUGGCCAGGUCUGAAUUCUAACCAGUAGCUUCUGAAGGAUCACAUCAUGGAACUGAGAAACGACCUUGUCUUAAAAUCUAAUGUCACGUGGACUCUGCAGAACUCUGAGGGGGAGCCAGCCUGCCCAGAGCCCUCGUAGGUCUGUCCUGAUUUCACACUUAUUGACCAGGCUUUUUUGAUUCUAACUGUGUUUGGGUUUAAAAAAAAAAUCUUCCCUCUCCCUUCUUUUGGUUCAUACAUCGCUAGAGCUCAUUGAAUGGGGAUGGGGAGAGAAAGGACCAGGAUGAUACUCUUUACAUGGCUUGGGCAGUUGGCCUGCCCAGGUUUGCAGUUAGUGCCUUAGAAUGACUCCAUUGUGGGUCACUGAAAAUUGAAGCUGCUUCUCCUUCUUAGCAGGCUCAGUUUGUGUUAGGAUCUCAUGGUGUUAGCAUAGAACCAGGACCCGAAUAAAACAGUGAAAUACUAGAUUCUUAUUCCUUAGGAAUGGUGUGUGUGUGUGUGUGUGUGUGUGUGAGAGAGAGAGAGAGAGAGAGAGAGAGAGAGAGAGAGAGAGAGAGAGAGAAGGGGAUUGGCCAGACUUGGACCUUUCAAUAUUUCAUUUCAGGGAAGUAAGUAACCAGGAAAUUAGACAAAUUUUGGAGUGAAAGCCUCCUCCUGUUAGAAAGAAACAGAAAACUCUUUCCAGGGGUAGUGUAUUUCCUUCAUGAAUGGAUUUAAACUAGUAUUAGUGAACUCCAGCUAGAAUUGAUCUGAAUACCGUGAUACUAUCAGGGGUUAUGGACUAGACUAUUCAACAUGGGAAGCUCUAGCUUCACUUGGUAUUUCCUAGUCAGUCAAUGCUGCCCACUUUAAAAUUUCUUCCCCCUUUUCCAAAGGGAAGCAGAUAGCUACCUAAAUCCUCACAUUUAUCAACCUACUGGGGAAUUUUUCAUUCUUUUUAUUUCUUUGGUAAGUUUUAUAAGUUUUAGAGGUUUUGUGUUUUCUUUAGUUAGAUAGAAAAUUCAGCUCUUGAUUAUUUUUAAUAACAAGGUUAAGAAAUCCUCAAACUCAUUUAAAAACCCUUUGCUACUAUGUAAGAUAAUUUUUUAAAAGCAAGAACAUAAAAUAUUUUGCUCUCUUCACUGUUUAAUCUUCAAAAGCCUUAUUCUGAGUCACCACCUGCACUUGCUGUGUAGAUCCAGCAUUCAUUCAGUAUACUUUACUUUAAAAAAAGUCUUCCAUAACUCCCUGUAAAUCCACUCUUCCUUCCUUUUUCCUCCCUGCCCUCUUCCGAUUUCUUUCUUCAGCCUACUUGAGAAAAAAGCCUUGGUGGAACUGAGGAGGAACAGGCAGUGUGAGUGAUCUAGGUGGGAUCUGGGUUUGCCAACUUUCUCUUCUGGGUUUGCCCCUGCUGCAUCCCAUAUUUCCAUGACCAAGUGGGAGAGAGCCACUUUAACAUCCUCUUCUAGUCCUCCGUUCUGCAUGUCUUCCUUUCCCACUCCUCUAGCAUGUCUAAUACCACCUUUCUUCUUCUGGUGUUAGAAUCUGUGCCUGGAAUCAUGAUCCUCUCCUUUGCUGAGCUAUUUAUGAAACUCAGGGACUUAAUGCUCCAAUCCAGAAUCAGCUCCCGGGACUGCACCUUUGUGCAGAAUGUUAUUGAGGAUUGGUGAGUGGCUUCAUGGAAACCCCGAAUGUUCUAUUCCUACCCAAGCCAAAACAUCCUAGCUAGGUAUUUAGGUCCCAGUAUUGAUCCUGGAAGGCAUCAGUUGUGCCUCUGAUCAUUGAUUCAUCAUUAGGAAGAACUGAACCAAGUCUGAUGGCUUUUUUAAAAGGAGGCUAUAUUAAUGAGAUUUGAGCGUGAGCAAACACUUUCAUUUUCUACUUGGGAAGCAACACACCAGUGCCAGCACUAGCCAUUCGAGAUGAUGCUGCCCCCAGUAAUUGUGACACCUUUUUAUUUCACUGUGUCAUCCAUGUGGCUCCCUCAGAAGGCAGAAGAAAGGUAAUUGCCAAAGAGAGGACAAUUUUUGCUGAUUUGGCUUUUGGGAGCUCUGAUCUCACCUGUGCGCCAUCUGCAUGUGGGAUUAUUAAUGACUGUGCUGGCAAACAAUGUUUAUGGGCCCCUACAAAGCAUGUAUGACUGAUGACUAAUGUGUGACAGUCUUGGUCUCUACAUUGGCAUUGUAUUGUCUCAGCCUUCCUAAGUGUUUUGUACGUGCCUCCACCCAGAGUCCCAAAGCAUUGUAGGGUACAGUUCUUGCACAUCAAAAACACCACCAAAGUCAGGCCUCCAAAUUUUGGGUGGAUAUUAUUUUGUUUAGUUUAGUUUUUGAUUUGUGUCGUCCUGCUUUGCAGGCUCACGAUGGAGCCCGCUGCACUUUCAGACUUUCCUUCAGUGCCAUCAAACUUUCCUAAUAGUACAUAUUGCCCAGGAGCCUGAUGCUACUACCUGUAGCCUCCAAACAGCUUAAAAUGAUAACCUCCUUGAGUAUCUAAUGAUUAAAGAAAAAUCUAUGCAGUUCCAAAUGAAGGAAAGUCUUAGUCUGGUUUGGAUGCCUUAAUACAAAUAGUUUUAUCAGUUCUGAUCAGUGAUUUUUUUUUUUUACUUCAUCAGAGCUGGGCAUGGGACAGGGUAUGGGGUAGCCUUGCCUAUCACCCCAUCUGCAGUUACUGGGUAAUUGUAAAAAGUCUUUCUUUGUGUUGUGCUGUGAAUACACAUACCCUGAAACCUUGUCCCUUUGCCACUUCAGGGUUCCAGGGUAUCGUAGUAUUUUUUCUAAUUUGAAGGUUUGAAAGACCGCUGCUAGGUGCAAGGAGCUCUCCCAUCAUGGUUACUAUGACCAUCUCUCCUCUGCCCCCAGUCCUCUUGACUCCCACCAUUGUGCCUCUGCAAUUGGGGGCCCUCCCUAGUCAGUCCCUGUGAUCUAUUCCAUAAGUGAUAAGCCAACUGAGAUAAGAACAAAUUGGUUAGACACUGGUCACCACUGGGGCCACUGAGCAGGCCCUGAAGAGGGACCACAUUGAAAUGAAUGUGAAUUUGGGCAAAUGUCUGGUAGCCAUGGCACUUCCCAGUUCAGCCCCGUUUCUCAGCUCUUGAUUCCAAGAGAUGAGGGAGGUGGGGUGGAAGGAUUUUGGAAGGUGGUUUUUGUUUUUUAAAUAGCAAAACAUAGGGCAUAUUUUUAUUUAUUUUGCACUAGAAAAGCAAAUCUGUUUUUGCAAAACUGAGAAUUGGAAACGGCUGGGGUGACUUGUUGGAAUAUACAGGUCUGUUGUGCUUCUCACUCUGUAAUGUGCAAUAUAAUUUGCAACUAUAAAUGAUAUGUUUAAUCUAUGUAAAUAAGAAAUGGUUUUAAAUUAAAGGGGAGUGCUUUUUUUGUUUUGUAAAAGGACCAAAUGUUCUUUUAUAAAUGUCAUGAAGAAUAUCUUCUUGCUCUUUGAAAUUUAUUAGAAUUUUUACAAUUUUCAUUAAAAGAUUUUUUUUUACUUGUCA
Messenger RNA from Monodelphis domestica (gray short-tailed opossum), 6301 nucleotides. RefSeq names its product ER degradation enhancing alpha-mannosidase like protein 1 (gene EDEM1). Gene Ontology annotation, molecular function: calcium ion binding; mannosyl-oligosaccharide 1,2-alpha-mannosidase activity. NCBI's taxonomy places the organism in Eukaryota, Metazoa, Chordata, Mammalia, Didelphimorphia, Didelphidae. Gene Ontology annotation, cellular component: membrane. Gene Ontology annotation, biological process: carbohydrate metabolic process; mannose trimming involved in glycoprotein ERAD pathway; endoplasmic reticulum mannose trimming. The record is from RefSeq and is a predicted model, not a curated record.